Molecule: messenger RNA, 3230 nt
Organism: Ceratitis capitata (Mediterranean fruit fly)
Lineage: Eukaryota; Metazoa; Arthropoda; Insecta; Diptera; Tephritidae
Product: protein anachronism
Exons: 6
Coding region: 363-1865 (500 amino acids)
Source: RefSeq, a predicted model, not a curated record
AUAUAAGUAUGUGAAAUGUUAUUUAAGACUUGAAGCGCCUCGCGCAAAUCACUUCAUACUUGGUGUUCUUAGAGUGAAGACAUCCGAAUUCGGAAGAAAAACAAACAAAUAAAUUAUGAGAUAGAAAUUCCAAUUACGCUUUGAACUAGUGAUAGUGUUGCCGAGAAAAUAACAAUAAAUUGAGCUGAGAAAUAAAUAAACAAUCCAAUUAGUGCUGUCGAAAGGGAGAUUGAGAAAAAAUAUAAUAAGAAACUAAAACUGAAAUUUGAUCAUGUUAAGUAAUUUUUAAAAUACCGUUGAGUAAUUAAAUCUGAAAUUAUUACGCACAAGAGAGCAGUAAAAAGUGAAAGUCAAUCAGCACCAUGGCAUUUUUCAAUACGGUGCAAUAUUAUGCAAAACUUGCGAUGUUUUCAAUACACGCCGGCAUCGAGCUUUUUAUUCUAUUCUCGAUAUUGGCUCAAAUCAAUGGUCAUUCACUAAAGCGUGGUACCACCUUCUUGGACGACGACGCCACAGUACGCACCGAAAUUGUCGAUCGAAAUAAUCGCACCAUCUUGGCCAGGUUCAACUUGACCGUGGCACAAAUGAACAGCAUUAUGCAAAGCCAAAAUCCAAAUAACGAAGAUCGCGCUGGUCAAGACGACACACAACGCUUUCACGUAAUCAAAGAAUUUCGAAUCAAUGAUAUAAAGAACCGUCUUCAAUCGGCUUUCCAAGCAAGUAAUUCCGAUGAAAAUCAAGGUCAUCCUUUGCACGAAAUAGCAGCAUAUCCCAUAUGUAAUUCGGAAUCCACCGAAAGCUCUUGGAUGCAUGAUAACAAUGUAACAAUACGUUUCUCCGAUAGCCUAUUUGAGCCGAAACGUGACAAUUUAAAUCUAGACAGUGCCAUCCUUCGUCUAUAUAAAGUGAACCCAAACAACACAGACGACCCUAAUGAAUCGAAAAGCGAUGAAGAUAAAGGAUCAAAAAGUUGUGGAGACCCCAUAACGCUAACUCCGCAAAUACGUGUCACCGUUUCCAUUGUACGUCAAAUGCGCAGAAACAAACGAGAGCGGAAGAAGCACAUUUGCAACACAACAAUGAUGAAUAUUUCGAAAACUGGAUGGGUGGAGAUUGACAUCAAACGUGCCAUUUACAUAUGGGAGAGUGUUGAACGACAGCAGCAACUUCAAACUCGCCAACAACCGAUUCAAAUUGGAUGGCUGAUGAUCGAAGUUCACGACGAGGAGGAGAAUCCUCUCAAGCCCGGAUUGUUUUUCAAUCCACCAAAAUGUGAUCAGGCAGAAUUUGCAAUCCCGUGGAAUUACUACGGACCGCACACGUCUAUGUCUGCUUUUGCAGCGCAAGAAGUGCCAAGAUAUCCAAGAUUAGAUGUGAAGUUAGUAGGCAAUGCUUCAUUUGCACCAAAAAAUAUCAAAAAAGAAGUUCAUGACAAGCUUCGGAAUAAUCUACGACGCCAAUUAUUUAAUCACUCGAAAGCCUUUACCGAAAUUUUACUCACUGAUUUGCAGAACAGCACCACGGAGAUGACACCAACGGCUAAUAAUAUACUUGAUUUGGAAGCAGGUGCCGCAGAAACGGAUCCUACACACAGUGCAAAAAAGCGUCAAUCCGAGAAUUACAUUACUCAUCACUAUUUGCAUCGCACCCAUCACAAUCGUAACCACCGCCACAGUAAGCGUUACCUCCACGCUGAGGAUGAAAAGGAAAACAAACGGAAGAUUCAUACCGAGAAGGAAAGUCAACGCAUUAAAAUACAUAAUGGACCCAACAGUCACCGAGCCAAUCAUCGUGCUCAUAAAAACCGGCAACAGCAAACGCAAUCGCAUCCUAUAUAUUCUACAAAAGCUUCGCCGAUACAGUGAAAAUGUACUAAAAUAUAAACUCCUUAUAGGAAUAUUUACUUCAAUCACCGCAAGCGCUUAAAACAUUGCAUUCAACACGCACACCAACGAUUCGAAUUUGUGUGGAGAUCGUAGAAACUUUCUCAAUUGUUUAACGGCCGGAUAACUUAACUAGAAUUUAUUAUACUAUACAUACGUACAUACAUACUUACAUACAUACAAUCUUAUAUACAUAAAUGUAUAUAUACAUCGAUGCAUUAAUAAGUAAUUGUAGUAGCAAAGCAUUCAAAUACAAUACUCGUACAGUUCAUACACGCAUAAAAUACACAAAAAUAGGGCAAUUGAGUUACGUAAGACUCAUGGCGUGAAAAUUACAACUUCAGGAUCAGAAGGACUUACUCCAUACAGCAUUCAACAGAAGAUAUGUAUUUUCUCCAAUAUACGUACUCACAUACAUGCAUAUAUAUUGUACAUUACACACUUGUACGUAAAGCCUGAUAGUAGAAACAAUCACCAAGUUGUCCGUGACCUGUGACUGAUUGCCGUGUAACACACAAAAGUGGGCAAAGCUUAUACCCCUAGUGCCAAAGCAGAAAUCAGCUGUUUUCUUUCCUUUACAUACUCAUACAACGCAGCGAUAACAAAAGUUGAGCGCGCAGUUGGCAUACUCGUAUUUGCUUGGUUACAUCCCCCCAAUGUUGACAUUCGUCUGCAUGAACAAGUGAAACACUUCAAUGUAUUAAAUAAUAAAAAAACGAUGCUACGAACUCCUUUAUAUAUAAUCUACAUUACUAAAUCGCAAAUUUUAAUUUGGUUCAAAAAGUUGUAAUUUUUAUUAGUUUAUUCUCUUCAAAGACUUGAAACUGUAGGGUUUUCUUUUACAUGGCGCAUCCUCAAGUUUGAUUGUGACAGUUCGCAAGUCCGCUUAUGUGAAUGUUUCUACUAUUGCUUAUUAGUAAGAUAUAAGUUAAUAUUCCUUUUUUAGAGACUGUGAUUUAUGUAGCUUUGAUUUACAUUUUGUAUGUCUAAAAUAAGUUUUAUUCAUUUGAAAUUAAGAUAGUUUAGUUUUACUUUUAGAAGGUAUUUAAGGUAAAAAGCAAAAUAAAUGAAUAUCACGCGUAAAUAUUUAAGAAUCAUCCUCAUCAUAUUUACUGAUCGCUAUUUCCAAAAAAAAAAUUGACAAAAAAAUGAAUGUAAUUUUAAGGCUUAUAUAUGUAAGAGCUGGAGUUGUACCCGUUUUUCAAUAUGAUACAUCUAAUCUUAUAUAAAAGCACGUUACCUUUCCAUAAACUUUAAGUCCAUGACUUAACUACUUACAUAUGAUACAACGUGUUACGUGUAUAUGAAAUAAUAAUAAUUAAUUAAUUGAUAUUUAACUGUGCAUAA